Molecule: messenger RNA, 8414 nt
Organism: Heteronotia binoei (common prickly gecko)
Lineage: Eukaryota; Metazoa; Chordata; Lepidosauria; Squamata; Gekkonidae
Gene: CACNA1H
Product: calcium voltage-gated channel subunit alpha1 H
Biological process (GO): positive regulation of calcium ion-dependent exocytosis; membrane depolarization during action potential; sodium ion transmembrane transport
Cellular component (GO): plasma membrane; voltage-gated calcium channel complex; voltage-gated sodium channel complex
Molecular function (GO): voltage-gated sodium channel activity; low voltage-gated calcium channel activity
Source: RefSeq, a predicted model, not a curated record
UUGAGCACAUCAGCAUGCUGGUCAUCCUCUUGAACUGCGUCACCCUCGGGAUGUUCCAGCCGUGCCAGGACAGCAGCACGUGCCAGUCGGAGAGGUGCACCAUCUUGGAGGCAUUCGACCAUUUCAUCUUUGCCUUCUUUGCCGUGGAGAUGGUCAUCAAGAUGGUUGCGCUGGGGAUCUUUGGGCAGAAGUGCUACCUGGGGGACACUUGGAACCGCCUGGACUUCUUCAUCGUCAUUGCUGGUAUGAUGGAAUAUUCUCUGGAUGGCCACAACGUCAGCUUAUCCGCCAUACGUACUGUCCGCGUCCUCAGGCCUUUACGAGCCAUUAACAGGGUGCCAAGUAUGCGAAUACUCGUCACCCUGCUGCUAGAUACUCUGCCUAUGUUAGGCAACGUUCUUCUCUUAUGCUUCUUCGUCUUUUUCAUCUUUGGGAUCGUCGGUGUGCAGCUCUGGGCUGGACUGCUGAGGAAUCGAUGCUUCCUGGACACUCAUUUUCAAAUGACAUACAACUUGACUUUCCUGCAGCCAUAUUACCGGACGGAGGAAGGGGAUGACAACCCAUUCAUCUGUUCAUCCCACCGGGACAACGGCAUGCAGAAAUGUUCCAACAUCCCCAACCGGAAGGAGUAUAAGAUGGAAUGUACUUUGAGCAUGGACUCGUAUAACCCCAAUACGCAUACGCUGGAUUUCAGCCACCGGAACUCCUGCAUAAACUGGAACCAGUAUUACAAUAUCUGCAGGGCGGGGGAUUUCAACCCGCACAAUGGAGCUAUUAAUUUUGAUAAUAUUGGCUAUGCUUGGAUAGCUAUUUUUCAGGUUAUUACCCUGGAAGGAUGGGUCGACAUCAUGUAUUAUGUCAUGGACGCGCACUCUUUCUACAAUUUUAUAUAUUUUAUACUGCUUAUAAUAGUCGGUUCUUUCUUCAUGAUUAACUUGUGCCUAGUUGUGAUAGCAACACAGUUUUCUGAAACAAAACAGCGGGAGAACCAGCUGAUGCAAGAGCAGCGGGCCCGUUACCUCUCAAACGACAGCACAAUCGCCAGCUUCUCCGAGCCGGGGAGCUGCUACGAGGAACUCCUCAAGUACAUUUGUCACAUUUUCAGGAAAGUCAAACGGCGGACGUUGCGCCUCUACAGCAACUGGCAGACCAAGCGGCGGAAAAAGGUCGACCCGGACAGCGGCGCCAACGGGGAAGGCAGCCGGAGCAAAAAGCGCAUCACGUCCAUCCACCACCUGAUCCACCACCAUCACCACCACCACCACCACCACUACCACAUCAGCAACGGCAGCCCCCAAGGGCCGCGCUCCAACCCGGAGAUCUGCGACCUGGAGUUGAAGGUCAUGAAACCCGGAAGCCAACUCAUGCUCCCGCCAUCGUCCCCCAACAUCCGGAGCACCCCGACGCCGGACACGGAGUCCGUCCACAGCAUUUACCACGCAGACUGCCACGUGGAAGGGGCCCAGGUGAAAUGCAAGUCUUCCAACGUCUCGGCAAGCGUCAAGCUCGCCAACCGCGGCAACAUGAACUACCCCACCAUCUUGCCUUCUCCGGCUAGCAGGGGGGUGGCCCCACCGGUGUCAAAAGGGAAGAAGAACAGCAGCAGCGACAGUGGCACUCCUGCGACCAGGGUCAACAGCCCGGUUCGUCUGAAUGUGGAUUCUUACGGGAAGCUCCAUCAUUUGAUAGGAGAACAUGGUCUUUGCCGGACGUCCAGCCGGCUGUCUGGUUUGAAUGUCCCGUGCUCCUUGCCCAGCCCACAGGCCAGCAUAUUGAACUGCGAGCUGCAGAACUGCCCGUACUGCGCCAGCAUCUUGGAGGACCCCGAGUUCGAGUUCAGCGAGUCAGACAGCUACAACUCCGAUGACGACAACACGGGGGUCUACGAGUUCACCCAGGACGUAAAGCACGGGGAUCAGCGGGACCAGAUCCAGCAGCAGAGGACCAAAAAGAAGAAGAAGAAGAAGAAGAAACCGAAGGAGAGGAACAGGGUCUCUCGGCUUUGGAAGGCCUUUGGCAACAAGCUGAAGAGGAUUGUGGAGAGCAAGUACUUCAACCGCGGGAUCAUGAUCGCCAUCUUGAUCAACACCUUGAGCAUGGGGAUUGAGUAUCACGAGCAGCCGGACGAGUUGACCAACGCUCUGGAGAUCAGCAACAUCGUCUUCACCAGCAUGUUUGCACUCGAGAUGCUCCUCAAGCUGUUGGCCUUUGGCAUCUGGGGCUACAUCAAGAACCCCUACAACAUUUUCGAUGGCAUCAUCGUUGUGAUCAGCGUCUGGGAGAUCAUCGGCCAAUCGGACGGAGGCCUUUCCGUGCUGAGAACCUUCCGGCUCCUCAGGGUCCUAAAGCUGGUGCGGUUCAUGCCGGCUCUCCGGCGCCAGCUUGUGGUUCUGAUGAAGACGAUGGACAACGUGGCCACCUUCUGCAUGCUGCUGAUGCUCUUCAUCUUCAUCUUCAGCAUUCUUGGCAUGCAUCUUUUUGGGUGCAAGUUCGGCUUGAAAACAGAUACGGGGGACACCAUCCCGGACAGAAAGAACUUUGAUUCCUUGCUCUGGGCAAUCGUCACUGUCUUUCAGAUCCUCACCCAAGAAGACUGGAACGUGGUCCUGUAUAAUGGGAUGGCCUCCACCUCUUCCUGGGCAGCCCUCUACUUCGUGGCCCUCAUGACCUUCGGCAACUAUGUGCUCUUCAACCUCCUGGUCGCCAUUUUGGUGGAAGGUUUCCAAGCGGAGGGUGACGCCAACCGGUCGGACACGGACGACGACAAAACCUCGACCAAUUUCGAAGACGAUUUUGAGAAGUUGAAGGAGCUACGAGCUGCUGAGAUGAAGAUGUACUCGCUGGCGGUCACCCCCAACGGCCACCUGGAGGGCAAAGGAAGCAUGCCCCCUCCGAUCAUAAUGCGCACCGCUGCCACGCCCAUGCCCACCCCGAAAUGCUCCCCGCACAUGGACUCCGUUCACCCCUUCGUGGAUUCCAGAAGGGGGAGCAACACUUCUCUGGACCCACUGGGCUUCGAUCAAAAGUCCCUGUCCAGCCUCCGCAGUACCCCUUGUGCAAACUGGGGUGCCGGCAGCAACUGGGGCAGUCGCCGGUCCAGCUGGAACAGUUUGGGGCGGGCCCCGAGCCUCAAGAAGAAAAGCCAGUCCGGGGAGCGUGAGUCCCUGCUCUCCAGCGAAGGGAAAGGAAGCACCGACGACGAAACGGAGGACACCAAACUCAGCGCCGUCAGCCGACCCCCUUCGCACCGCCGGGCGGAGUCGCUGGAUUGCCGGGGGGGCCUGGACUUGCCGGAGCUGCUUCAAGUGCCCGGCAUGCGCCAUUCCUUGAGCGUCAGCCCCGUGGCCAUGGUGCCCGCCGAGUACCAGGACUGCAAUGGCAAGAUGGUCCACGUGCCCAGUGAGUUCUACCUGCACAUGGACAGCCACAAGGAGGAUCCCCUGGACUACGAUGAUGACCUGGAGGAUAGUUACUGCUACCGGGUUCGGAAGGUUCUGGAGCCCUUGAAACCCAAGUGGUGCAAGACGCAUGAAGACUGGGCGCUCUACCUGUUUUCACCACAGAAUCGGCUUCGGGCCACGUGCCAGAAGGUGAUCGCUCACAAGAUGUUUGACCACGUGGUCCUGGUGUUCAUCUUCCUGAACUGCAUCACCAUCGCCUUGGAGAGGCCGGAUAUCGAUCCCAACAGUACGGAGCGGAUCUUCCUGAGCGUCUCCAACUACAUCUUCACGGCCAUCUUUGUGGUCGAGAUGAUGGUGAAGGUAAGCCAGUCGUAUGACCUUCUGUCGCUCCGACAAGGGGGCUAACUGCCCUCUACGUCUUCCGGGGGAAAUGCUCUGGUGGGNNNNCUCGUCUUCGUCUCCAUCAUUGACAUAAUUGUUUCCAUGGCGUCUGCAGGUGGAGCAAAGAUCUUGGGCAUCCUUCGUGUCCUCAGGCUGCUGCGCACCUUGAGGCCUUUAAGAGUUAUUAGCAGAGCUCCAGGGCUGAAACUCGUCGUGGAGACGCUGAUAUUCCUCCGGCCUAUCGGCAACAUUGUGCUCAUUUGUUGUGCGUUUUUCAUCAUUUUCGGCCCCGCCCCAAUCCAGCUCUUCAAAGGCAAAUUCUACCACUGCGAAGGGCCUGACAUCCGGAACAUCUCCACGACGGACUGCAUCCACGCCCACUAUAAAUGGGUCAGGCGGAAGUACAACUUUGACAAUUUGGGGCAGGCCCUGAUGUCUUUGUUCGUUCUGUCCUCCAAAGACGGCUGGGUGAACAUCAUGUACGAUGGCUUGGAUGCAGUGGGCAUCGAUCAGCAGCCCAGCCAGAACCAUAACCCGUGGAUGCUGCUCUACUUCAUCUCCUUUCUCCUGAUCGUCAGCUUCUUCGUGCUCAAUAUGUUCGUCGGGGUGGUGGUGGAGAACUUCCACAAGUGCCGGCAGCACCAGGAGGCCGAAGAGGCCCGCCGGCGGGAGGAGAAGCGGCUGCGUCGGCUGGAGAAAAAGCGUAGGAGUAAGGAGAUAUACAUGUCUGAAGCUCAGAGACGGCCAUACUAUGCAGACUACUCAAUGCUGAGGAAACACAUCCACACUCUCUGCACAAGUCACUAUUUGGAUCUUUUCAUCACUUUUAUCAUUGGAGUCAAUGUCAUCACUAUGUCCAUGGAACACUUCAAUCAACCGAAGUCGUUGGAUGAAGCGUUGAAAUAUUGCAACUACAUCUUUACCAUUGUGUUCGUGGUUGAAGCCGUGUUGAAGCUGGUGGCUUUUGGACUGCGGAGAUUCUUCAAAGAUAGGUGGAACCAGCUAGAUCUGGCCAUCGUCCUGCUUUCCAUCAUGGGCAUCACCUUGGAGGAGAUUGAGAUGAACGCUGCCCUCCCCAUCAACCCCACCAUCAUCCGCAUCAUGCGGGUUCUCCGGAUCGCGAGAGUACUGAAGCUGCUCAAGAUGGCGACGGGGAUGCGGGCCCUGCUCGACACGGUGGUCCAAGCUCUGCCGCAGGUCGGCAACCUGGGUCUGCUCUUCAUGCUCCUGUUUUUCAUCUACGCAGCCCUGGGAGUGGAGUUAUUUGGGAAGUUAGACUGCAGUGAGGAGAACCCCUGUGAAGGCCUGAGCCGCCACGCAACCUUCAACAACUUCGGGAUGGCUUUCCUCACCCUCUUCAGGGUGUCAACCGGGGACAACUGGAAUGGGAUCAUGAAGGACACCCUGCGGGAAUGCCACCGUGACGACAAACACUGCCUCACCUACCUGCCCAUCAUCUCCCCCGUCUAUUUCGUCACCUUCGUCCUCAUCGCCCAGUUUGUCUUGGUCAACGUGGUGGUGGCCGUCCUCAUGAAGCAUUUGGAGGAGAGCAAUAAAGAAGCCAAGGAGGACGCCGAGAUGGAUGCGGAGAUCGAGCUGGAGAUGUCCCGGGGGGCCAGCACCCCGGUCCGAACCCCGGAUGGGGGAGGACCCCUGGGCAGUCAUGACAUUUCCAAGCCAGGCUCACCCUUCCUGGUGAAGCACCAAGCCCUGGAGGUUCUGAGCUGUGAGAAUGUGUCUUUAGCCAUCCCCGACAUAGACCUGCUGGAGGGAGGGACGAAUCCCUUGAUGGAGUUUGCAUCUUUCUAUCCUUCUCCUCACCGCUCUGCCCCAACACCUUUCCACAGUGCCCCAGGCGGGGAGGCCAAGGUGACUGAAGCUGUCACCAGCCUCAGGCCCAGCAGGGAUCCCCAGAAGCUUCUCAUGGUCCGCAAGAUCUCCGUGGCCAGGAUGCAUUCCUUACCCAAUGACAGCUACAUGUUCCGGCCGGUGAUCCCAGCCAAAGCCCCGUACCCGCUCCAGGAGGUGGAGCUGGAGGCCUACCUGCACAAGUCGCCCAGAGGAUCCAUCACUUCCAUCCGUUCCCAGCCUGUGGAGACGUGCUCCUCUCUGACCGUUCCCAGGGAGACCCUUCGCCCGACAACCCCACCUCCGCACCACAACGCGGGGGCCCUGUGGAAGCUUCACCCCCCACAUGCCGCAUCUCGCUCCCCCAGUCUCAACAGGCUGCUGUGUAGACAGGAAGCCGUCCAAAGGGAUUCUUUGGAUGGUCAGAACGCAGACCCCAAUGGGAGCAAGACAGCGGAGACCUGCGAGAACCCACCUACCCGGAAGCUGUCCCAGAGCACCCUGGGCCCACCUCUGUUCCCUCCGCCCCCUGUGUCCCUGCCUGGGGCGUCUCCGCUCCCCCCUGCUUCACCCCACAGGCCCACGAGCAUCAGUACCCACAAGCACACCUUCCAUCAGCAUAGCAUCCCCAGCCGGCCUUCCAGUCGCAACAGCAACUCCGACAGUCUCCUCUUCGAGUCCUCUGACUUGGCCGACGAAGAGGUCAGUCACAUCAACAGCUCCGCGAGAGAGUGGGCCCACCGGCAAGACAGCGGGGACCUCUCGGACUCCCCUUUCCUCUCGCCCCCCGUGUCCCCUUUCCCCCCGAAGAAUGGCAGUACCACCAGCCUGACGGGGGGGAACGUCAAAGAGAAAGACUUGAAGAAGUUCUACAGCGUGGACACGCGCGGGUUCUUGGCCAAGCCGUGCUGGGCAGAUGAACAAAGACGGCACUCCAUCGAGAUCUGCCCGUCCAUCACCGACGGCGAGCGUGGCUUCACAGAGUCCACCGAGGAGAGGAAGCGGGUUCCUCUCCACGUCGAGUCCGAGUACAUCCACGGGGUGCGGCGGAAGAAGAAAAUGAGCCCCCCUUGCAUUUCUAUAGAUCCUCCCAUGGAGGAAGAAAGCAAUGCAUCCGCGCGAACCAAAGCAUCCGAGAACAGCUUGCUGAGGAGAAGGACGCCAUCUUGCGAGUCCACCGCUUACAGGGACUCUUUGGAGCUUGCUGACAACCAGCCUGGAGAGCAGGCCGCCAAGGUGGAACGCCGCCCUCCCCCAAUCUGCCGAGGGGAGCACCUGACAAUCCCAAACUUCUCCUACGAACAGGCCGAUGUCAGCUCGGCCGGCAGCCUCUCAGACCGCCUCUCGGACAGUGGCCUGGUGGUUCUCCCCUCGGCGGAUACCCCAUCUGAAAACGCCACGGCCCCCGAGCCGAAAAAGAUGGACCAUUUGAAAACUCAAAGCACCGACCCUGAGAGAAACCGAGAACUUCUCGGUGGGACAAAAAGCCCCCUACGGAAACACGGGCCGGUCCCCACAGUCCCUCUGACAGAUGAACCCGUUGACGAACCGGUAUAGCUUCCAAGGGGGGGAGGUCUAGCGAGAGCAUUUAAGGGCUUGCCACCAAAGGUGGAAAACGAUUGAAAAGCCAGAAUUCCGUGGCUGAUUCCAAAACGUUUCUUCAAAGCGCUGUGAAGGUUUUGUUGUUGGGGGUUUGGUUUUUUUGUUUUUUUUUUUAAAAAACAAAAAAGAAUCAAAGAGAAGCUGGUUUUGAAAACAGCACCACGGUUCAGGGUAAAAGAAAGGGGAAUAUUUUCCUUUCUGUGCAGUACACGGAGUACCUUUUCCCAGUGUUCUUUUCCCUCCCCCCUUUCCCUUCCUUCUGGCGUGGCCUGGAUCACAUUGAUUUGGGUUUCGGGCCUUUGUUUUAUCUUUUUUAAAGAAACAAAAAAAAAAAAUAGGAUUUUAAAAAAAAAAACUUUUUUUGACUUUUCAAAAAAAGGCACUUUUUAUUAAUUGCACGGGAGUUGUCACGGAAAGCUGAAGUGCCCAGGAAAAAAUGGAAUUUGUAUAUUGUCUGUAUAUCAGCAGUUAUUAUAAAUAGAAAAAAUAAUGUAUUUGAGAAAUAAAAAGAGGAAAAAAAAUAACAUAAAAAGCCACACACACACAGCACCACACCACACAACACCCACAAACACACAUGCUCACAAGUAUUCACAUGGAAGCUCUUUUCUUCAUCAUGCACAUGUUUUUUAUAAAAAGCAAUGACUCCGAUCCAGGAGCCAUUGGUUGCACCUAAGUCCUCUUGAAAUCCCAUGAUAAAAGCUCCAUUUUUGGAUCCCCUGCUGUUGUUUGGUCAGGCUUGCAAUUCAAUCCCGCGCAGGUUUACUCAGACGUUAGUCCGGCGGCCCCAAUCCAACCGAAGUUAAGAGCUUCCCACCUCUCUAAAACCCACGGGGCUUAACUUAGCGACUUGCCACUUAACUUGUCCCAUGGAGUAGAGCGCUGAUCGUUUUUACUGGAUAGAAGCCCCCUCAGUGAGUUUUGCAUUUGGUCUCACCAGGGUCUUUAGAACUGCAGUCUCCGUCGCAACGAUUUUCAAAUGGAUUGGGGCCUGUUUUAUCCCUUACCCUUCAAUAGAAUUUUUUAAAAAAAAAAAUUGCAUUAACCAACAGAAGUUUUUUCAACUGGAUGGAGUAAUGUUAGAUUUUUUAAGUGGAACUGUAAUAGCAAAAGCUUGCUGUUAUGUUUUGGACAUUUUUCUCUUUUUUUGCCCCCAACAAAGACCUUAAGCGUAUUCCCACA